GAAGAGGAGGAAGAAGAAGAAGAGGAAGAAGAAGAAACUCCCGAACAAAAUGAAUAUGCAUUCCCUGAACUUCCUCCUGAGGUGAUUGAGAGAAUAGUUGUACGCCCCGAAGAUAUGACGGCACAAGUAAAGGAAGUCAUCGGAAAAUACAAAAAUAACAUGCUCAGAAUUCUAGAGGACUAUAUGGCAGACCAUGACCAACAGUAUCUUGUAGAGUUGGAUGCCAAUCAACACCCUAACAUAUUAUUUAAGCAACUAAUGUCCAGAUUGAGCUGCUUUGUCUUGAGGCCAGCUGCCGUCCCAACACGACUCAUGAAUGAUCCAGAAGAAGAGGAACUCCCAGAGGAAAUUGAUACUGAUGAGUUGAUGCGUACUUUGGGAGCAAAAGAGAUGGUCGCACCCAGGUUCAGAUGGAGACGUAGCAAAUGGUUGCGGAAUUGCCCUGUUGCUUUACACGAGGGAAAUAUGAUACCUGGUAAACCAGAGUUUGCGGUUAGUUUUCUAGACAAGAUGUAUGUUCUGUCCAGCGCCGAAGCCAUGGAUAAGUUCCUGAAGAACCCACGUCCCUACUUGUUACCUCCCCAGCCCAGACCCCCAUGUAAGAUCACCAUCCAGGGACCACCACUCUCGGGGAAAACCACACUUUGUCAUCUGCUGGCCCAGAAAUAUGGUGCACAGGUGUUGGAUAUCAAUACACUUAUCAAGCCUCGGAUGGAAGAAGAGCGUAAGACUCAGCUUCAAAGAGCCAAAGAGGAAUCUACAGAGAAUGCAAUCAUCACCAUUAAACAGAAGAUCAAAGAUGAGAUAGAGGCUGCCGCAAAGGAGGCUGAACAACAAGAAACAAAUUCAGAGAUUGAAGAAACUGUGGCAGAAACUGACGCUGAUCUUGAAAAAACUGAAGAUGAAGAGACAGACCAAGAAAAAGACAAAGAACCUGUUGAUGGUGAAAAUGAAGACAAAGCAGAAAAGGAUGAGGUGAUCAAAGAGCCAAGUGAACCCACCACCAAAGCUCCCACUCCACCUCCUCCAGUUGAGGUAGAUGACAAACACCCAGAGGUUAUUGCACUUGUUGAAGCUGCAAUGGUUGAAGCAGAGAAAAUGCCUGUUGUUCUCCCUCCAGAAGUAUAUAUUGAAAUUAUGGAAGAAGCAAUCAAAAAUGUGGAGAAAGAUCUCAGAAAGAAUGGUGAAGAUGGCCCAAUGAAUGGAGGAUGGAUUCUGGAUAAUUUUCCUUGCACAAGAGACCAAUGGGGCGUUGCAUUUGACAAAGGCCUCAUCCCUGAUGAUGUCAUAUACUUGAAAGACAAUAGUGAAGAGGGCAAAUUCCUGACUAAACGCUGGUAUAAGUUGAACCAGACAGAGAUUGAUGCAAAACAUCAGCUGAGAGUGCAAGAGGAGGCAAGAGUGAAGGCAAAGGCUGAGGAAGAAGCUAGAAUAAAAGCUGAGGAAGAGAGAUUGGCCAAUGAGGAGGCAAUAAGACAAGCAAAGGAGGAGGAGAGACAGAGGAGACUUGAAGAGGGUGAAGAUCUCAGUGAUGAAGAAGGAGUUGAGGAUGAAGAAGAAGAGGACAGAGUUGCUAGGAAACAUGCAAAUAAAGAUGAAGAUGAUAGGCAGGGAGAUCAAGCAAAACCUCCUCCUAUCAGAGAGGGGGAGAGACCUGAAGAUACCCAGACAGAAGAUGGCGAUGGUGCAGAAUCCACUAUAGAAGUCAUACCUGAGAAGAUCGAAGACCCACUGCCUCCAGAGGGACCAGAGUAUGACGCCUACAAGAUCAAGAGGAAGGACUAUGACACAGAAUGGGCCACAUGCUCUGCUCUAAUCACUGGCAAUACAGGGGCUGAGCCUGUUAUCAUUGAACUAGAUGCCAAAAAGGAAGAGGGUGUCAUGUUUGAUACAGCCAGGCAGCUUGAAUUGCCCUAUCAGUAUGCAGCCUGGGAGUACAGUGGAAUGGAUAUUGAUGAAGAAGAGGAAGAUUUAGAGGCAGACCUGAAUGAAGAAGAGGAGGCAGAGGAAGAAGAGGAGAGUGAAGAUCCAAACAGAAGUAAGAAGAAGCCACUUGGUGAUGUCAAUUACUACUGUCCAGUUGCACUGAAGGAAAAUGGAGUCCUUUACCCUGGAAAUCCAGAGAUUGGCGCCAAAUACAGAGAAAAGGUCUA
Messenger RNA from Owenia fusiformis, 2153 nucleotides. NCBI's taxonomy places the organism in Eukaryota, Metazoa, Annelida, Polychaeta, Sabellida, Oweniidae. The record is from the annotation of a GenBank genome assembly.